Messenger RNA from Thermothielavioides terrestris NRRL 8126, 1273 nucleotides. RefSeq lists its product as uncharacterized. The record is from RefSeq and is a predicted model, not a curated record. The transcript has 4 exons. NCBI's taxonomy places the organism in Eukaryota, Fungi, Ascomycota, Sordariomycetes, Sordariales, Chaetomiaceae. Gene Ontology annotation, biological process: proteasome-mediated ubiquitin-dependent protein catabolic process. The coding region runs from base 96 to 944 and encodes 282 amino acids. Gene Ontology annotation, cellular component: cytoplasm; nucleus. Gene Ontology annotation, molecular function: protein binding.
CCUCUUCUCCCCGUCCAGCCAUCAGCGUGCCGGCCCAGGGGUUUCGGCACUCGUGCAAGCAGAUGUGAGACACCGAGACUCAUCAGUCUAAGCACAUGUCAAGCUGGAACGCGGCCCUGGAACUUGGCGGACUCGACAUUGAUUCAACCUUUCGGGAGACAGUCUUUGCUCAGCUUCGCGAGAGUUUUGGCCAGAUGAGUUCCCCAUCCACAGCGCCGACCUCUGCCCAACAUGCGUUUGAAAAGCGCGCCGCCGCGGUCAAGGCGCCGAAGAGCGACAUCAACGCCCUGAUCCUUGACUAUCUGACAAUGGAAGGGUACCCCAAGGCCGCGGCAAGGUUCUGUAAGGAGGCCAACCUGCAGCCGCAGCAGCCGGACCCUUCCAUUCAGAUGCGUCAGCAGGUCCAGCAUGCCAUCCACAGCGGCAACAUCGAGAUGGCCAUCUCAGCUCUCAACGAGUUUGAUCCAGAGAUAUUGGACACAAACCCGGAGCUGCACUUCUUGCUCCUCCGGCUGCAGAUGGUGGAGCUGAUCCGGCAGUGCGAAGGCGGGAACGUCAUCCCGGCGCUCGAGUUCGCGACCAAGAACCUGGGUCCGCGGGCAGCCGCGAAUCCCAGCUUUCUGGGUGAUCUCGAGAAGACCAUGUCCCUGCUCCUUUUCCCGCACGACAAGCUGCAGCCGGAGCUCGCAGCCCUGCUGGACUCUGAUUUUCGCCGGACAACGGCGGCCAAGGUCAACGAGGCGGUGUUGCUCCAGCAGAACCAGCGCCGGGAAGCGGCCAUCCGGCAGUUUGUGCGCAUGAGGGCGUGGGCCGAGACGUCGGCGCGGGCUCAGAAGAAGGACUUGCCUGAGUCUCUCGACGUGGGCCUCGAUGCGGACAAAGAAGAGAGCGGCGACAAUGGCGACAAUGACAACAACGGCGAUGAGCCGAUGAUGACGACAUGAGAAAAGGGCACGGAUGAUCAUGAUGACGAGGGCGUUUUUUUGUGAGGCUACUUCAGGGUAUGGGUAUGCUAUCGUUCAGGCUUAGGCGUUAGGCAAACGGCUCCGGCGAUGGGACUGGGAGAUGGUCUUUGUCUCGGGAUGGGGUAUGGAAGCAUUAUUAUGGCGGCGUUGCGGUGGUAGUGUUACAAGGUUUUGAGGAGUGUUGGGAGCCGCAAGGCACUGACCCGGGCUCUGACAAGACGUAUUGGCAUUGUGUUUCGUUUCGACUGUUUGUUCCGCGAAGUGUCUCGAGUAUGCACUGGUCAACAAACUUGUUGGAAGUUCUUCGU